This is a messenger RNA of Lactuca saligna, 2241 nucleotides long. The record is from the annotation of a GenBank genome assembly. Lineage: Eukaryota; Viridiplantae; Streptophyta; Magnoliopsida; Asterales; Asteraceae.
GUGAAAAUUUGGAGUUAGACUCAGUCAAGCCGAGCCCGCUAUUUCCAUAUUUCCUCUCUUCUCCAACCCAAUUACAUUCGAUACCAUCUCUCACUCUCUUUUCUCCCUCUUUUCUAUCUGCUCUCUCUCCCGCAUUUCUAUCUGCGACCUAGCCGCCCCAUAGCCAGUCUCCACCGCCCUCACCUCCGGUGAAACCCAUAACACGAUCUCGUCUUCUUCCCUUCUUAGCUUCCCACACUCGUUUCUGUUCAUGUAAUCAUCGUCAAUAAUCUGAGCCUUAUUAACUUUCUGGUUUUCAGCUUUCAACCAAGUGGAAUGAUCAGUUGCGAAUCACGGAUUCAGACGAUCUCUGUAAUUCAAGCCGGUGAUAAUAUUCUUUUGAUUUCUGCUUUCGAUUCACUACACGAUCGCUGUAAUUUAAGCCGGCUUCGGGAUUUUACAACUUGGUUCUUGCAAGACUUGUAUACAAACCGUUAGUGCAAACAAACAUUUCUCUUAAUGGGUCAUCCACAUAAGGAAAGCAAUAAGAGAAGAGGCAAGAAACAAAGCCAACCAAUUUCAAAUCUGAAGCAACCUGGAUGCCAAAACCCUACACUUGGUCAGACUACUGAGGAAUCUAAGGUUUUGAGCAGUUUGAUGAAAAAAGAAGAGAGUGGGUUUUUAAACUCUACCAUAGUGGAAGAGGUUGCUGAUGCUGCAGCAUUGAUAGGGGAUAUGACAGAUACAACGACCCUUUUGAGUGACGAAGACGAUAAUUGGACAGAUACUUCUUUUGAUUUCUCAGAUACUGAUGCUUCGUGCUCAAACUCUGAUGUUUCCUAUAUAUCUCAUAGUAGGGAUAAACAGAGGAUAAUGUCAGCUAUAUCAAUGAAUUCUUCCUAUGAGAUAACACUCGCUGAGGUUCUGAAGACAUUGGAAGCAAUGCCUGAUUUAAGUGAACCCUCAUCCGAACUUUCCAAGAGUAGAGAAUAUCACAACUCAAACACAACGAUCGAACCUGUUAAAGCUUAUUUUGACAAAUGUGGGAUACAUACUUGGCCUGCUUUAUCUCCUAUUAAGCCCUCAUUUGAGUUUUCGAAGAGUAGACAACAACACAACUCAAACAUAGAAGUUGUUACGGAUGUUCUUAAAGAAAGUUACGUUUUACUUGGUGGGGCUUCUUACAUUGCGUCAUCAUCUAAUAGUGAUCUCGAGGAGGGUAAUAUGUCAUUCAAGAGGAGUUGGCGUGAAGUUGUUAUUGGCCUCGGAACUUUCUCUGAACAGACUCGGAUUCGGGACAUUAAAGGAAAGAGUCCGUUACAUGAUCAAGAUAGUUGGGUUAAGGUAGUAAAAAAAGGGUCACACACUCGGGACGUUAAAGGAAAGAGUGCAUUACAUGAUCCAGAUAGUUGGGUGGAGGUAGUAAAAAAAGGGUCCCACAAGCAAAAACUUGACUUUCUUUCAAAAGACACCACAAAAAAGCAACAUAAUAUUCCUGGGGACGAUUAUAAGAAGUACAGGCAUAACGCAAAUCAACAUUGGAAAAUCCAAAAGUCCCUCGUUGAGCAGGCUAGAAACGCACAUGCAAGUGGAAAAUGGGAUGAGGGGGUAAAUCUCUACGAAAAGGUAGGGUUCAAGUCCCAACAGCCACAAUGUGUGAAAGUUCGGAUUCUAAUAUGGAUUAAGCUCCUUGCAAGGAUGUGGAAGGAAAAAGCUGAGCAAGCUGAUGAAAGGGCUAGCCAGGAUAUUUUUGAUUCAAGGAACAAAAAUAAUAUUGUAGAUCUGAUGACAAUCGAUUUACAUGGACAACAUGUCAAAGAGGGAAUGAUGAGACUAAAAUAUCACCUUGCAUUUGGUGUAUAUGGUCGAUCUCUGCGGCGGCUCCGUGUCAUCACCGGAUAUGGGAGUGGAGGAACUGGGCAGUCGAUGCUGAAACAAGCGGUUGUUGAUCUCUUAAAAAUGGAGAAAUUUGAGUGGGAGAAUGAAAACGAAGGUAGUCUUCUAAUCAAAUUUGACAUGAAGAAGAGAAAGUUGGGGUUUGUGAAAUUGUAGUUAUUCUUAUUAAUCUUUUUUUUUCUUUCAUUUUUUUUUCUUUUGACAAUUUGUUGUACGAGAAUGAAACAAAUUUGGCAUGUGACUUCGAUUUCCCAAAAACCUUUCGAACAUCGGUUAAUUUACACCGUCAAAAAUGAUAGUUAAACGGUUAUUUUUAUGUUAAACUUGAUUUAAGAUAAAAUGUUUGGAAAAUAUAAUAAAUAAGUU